Homarus americanus (American lobster) is the source of this 9218-nucleotide messenger RNA. RefSeq names its product serine/arginine repetitive matrix protein 2-like. Gene Ontology annotation, cellular component: actin cytoskeleton; cytoplasm. Lineage: Eukaryota; Metazoa; Arthropoda; Malacostraca; Decapoda; Nephropidae. Gene Ontology annotation, biological process: cytoskeleton organization; actin polymerization or depolymerization; barbed-end actin filament capping. The record is from RefSeq and is a predicted model, not a curated record. Gene Ontology annotation, molecular function: actin filament binding; phosphatidylinositol-4,5-bisphosphate binding.
AAGAGACCCCAAGGCGUCGGCGUCGUCGUGGCCCGGCGUCGCCCGUGAGCGGCGGCCUCUCUGUAGCCGGAGCUGAGCCUCUCAAAACUCCUGACGUGGUGCGUCAUGUGGUGUCGCGCCUCACGCCCCCAACCAGCCCGCCCACCCAUCCGCCCGCCCAGCCCUCGCCGCCGCCCACACGCCGCCACCCGUCCCCACAGCCCACUGCCCCAGCCCAUACUUUCCAGCCCAUCCAGCCAGCCCUACCCCACGACACAACACACUCGGCGCCCUCCACUCUCGACUCACGCUCAAGGUUUGCACAAGAAGGUGAGUCUCGGUCCACUGAAACUCGCCGAGUGAACAGCUCUCUCGGGGAACGCUCCGAGACUGAAGAAGGGACGGUGCGGAAGGUGCCGCCCAAACUAGCACCGCUGCGGAAACCUGAAAUCCCUGAUGUACUGCGGCCUAAAGAUACGACUGGACUAGCUUCCCCAGGGGUGGUCAACACUCCCCCUAACUCCAGGCCAUCAUCUGUGGUGCUCGAGAAGCCACCACUAGCCCCUGAAGGACUGAGACCCGCUAAUAUUCGUUCAUCUCUCAGGAAGCCUAACGAUACUGGCACAUGUUUUAUGGCAGCUCGUCGGGAGAAGCGUGACGAAACGAAACCCGAGAACAUCUUCCGAGAACUUCAACAACGACCCAGGAAGGGAGAUAGACUCUCAAAAUCAGACAUGAAUUUGAAAAUUGAGUCCAGUUACUCUGGGAAGCAGAGUGAUCCAUUAACCCCUGGAGGUUCAGAUCUUGAGGCUUCUGGAGCCUCUUCUUCACCAACAGCGUCAACACCUGGCGCCACCAUCAACUCUGAAGAAGUUAUGAGUAGUCGCUUGGAGGCGCUCACAGCUCGAGCAAGAGAGACCAUGGAGCGGGUGGACCGUCUUGCUGAUGACAGUCCACCACCACCUCCAGAGUCCAGCCCACCCGAGGACAGUGCUGACAGUGUAGUUCACGAGUGUGAGGAAUAUCUUACCGUGAAUGCUAACCGGAAAGACUCCAGCGGUAGUGUUCGGCCUCGAGAUAUUAGUAUAGCUGAUACACGCAGUGACAGGCUACAGGCUCCAACUGCCAUGAAGGGUGUUAUUUCAGACACGGGUCAGAAAAACUGGGUCGGGGGCUCUGAAGGACGUGGUAAAGAAAGUAAGCGGUUGGCUAUGGAAAAAGAAAUGAACAGAGAUGUUAAACGUGAUGUUAGCCAAGUAGCAGUGCAAGAAAAAGUUACUGCUGCCUCCGCUGUACCUUCAGGGCCCCCGGAUCAUGGUGCCUUUAACAAUGACAGUGCAAAUCCUCCUCCUGAAGAAGUAGUACAUGGUCUUCAGCAUGAAGGAUAUGAAGAUGAAGAUCUUUGUUCUCCCGACUCAUCACAAAUAAGAAGUCCUGAACAUCAUAGUAACAAACGUGGUUCAAGACGUUGUUCGCUAGAUGAAGAUUCUCCACGAACUAACUCUCCCGAUCCACAGUCUAUACUCAAGCACCGCUCUUCCCGUGAGGAUGUUACAAUCGAUCGUCCUACGACACCAGAACCACAUAGCAUACUAAAACGUAAAACGAGUUCCCGCACAUCAAGUAUAGAUACGGUAGAAGGCGAGCCAAGGCCUAUCCUAAAAAAGAAGAGUAGCAUAGAAGAGCUUGAUCACUUUGAACCAAGACCUAUAUUGAAGAAAAAAUCGUCCACCGAUGACGAGCUUGACGAUAGACCUCGCUCAAUCCUUAAGGGUGGACGCAGUAGAGAGGACCUUGAUCGUGCAGAAGGUGUCAUAUCACCAAACCCUAUCCUCAAAAGGUCACCUCGUUGUGAUAGUGAAGGAGAAGGGGAGUUACGACCAAUUUUAAAGAGGCGGGACACAACUGAUGGUGUAAGACUCAGACUUCAUGUGUCUGAUGGGGAAGAUGUGGAUGGUGAAGUGCCUAGUGUGAGAGUAAGAAGUGACUCUGCCCCUGAGGCUGUGAUACGUAUAAGAGGGCGCUCUCCUCCUGCACCAUCCGCUACUCCCUCGCAUGGAAUUUUAAAGAAACGUGGAGCACAUUCACCGGGCCGUUUUGAUCAGAUGGACAGUGAACUGGGAGCCAUCCUGCGUUCUCGUAGAUCAUUAGGUCCUGAUGAAAAAGACAUGGAGAACGAUGCAUCAAAUCGGCCUGUUAGUCCAUCCCUUGGGGCACUGAUAAAGAAAGAAGAAUCAUCUGUCAGAUCAAGUGAGCGGCCACUGAGUGUAGCUGAGAGAGUUGCUGGCAUGGAAGCAGCACGACAGGAACCUCUUCCCCCACAACGCUCCCCGACUCCUACCCGAAGCCCUGGCGCUAGGCCCAAGGUUAUGCCGUCCUUCCUUGACCGUUCUCCGACACCCACUGACAAGGAGAGGGAUACUCGAAGAAACAGUGCCUUUGGCCUGGUAGCGGAUUCCUCACCUGCUGACAGUGUAGAAGCCAUUAAUGAAGCAUUUUUGGACCGUCCAGUAGUUGAAGCUUUCAACUGUGCCAUGUCUCCUGGCUGUGACAUCACCCCAGACACCCCUUCUUCAGUAUCACAAAAAGCUGCCUUCUUUGCACAAUUGGAGCGUGAACAGAAGAGUGUGCCUGACAGUGCUCCUGCUGUUCCCAGUCGUAGUGCUCGUUUCACCAGCAGAAGAGACCGGGGAACCAGGCAUGCAACACAGCCUGUAACAGAUGAUGAGGUGAGCCAAGCUGCAAGGCUGGCUGAUGCUUCAGAUUCUGCUUCAGCCUCUCAUGAUUCAGAUUCAGCCCCACCACGUAGAGGCUCACUGCCAUGGAAGAGUGGCACACAAGGAGAGACUAGUAGCAGUCAAAACAGCACAGACAAGAGUAGCAGCAGUAAAAGUGUGGGUGCCCGUGUGGCCCUCUGGACAAAGAGACUGGAUGACGAGCGUAGAGCAGUUCCACCUCUUGAUGGUGCCCAGGGCAUACGACGUCGUUCCCGUUCUGCACGCUUCAAGACACAGCCGGUGACACUGGAGGAGGUGGCCCAUGCACAUGCCCUUAACAGCCAGGCCGUCAGCACCCCCACAGGAACCCCUGAGGAACAGGAACUAGCGAGUGGUUUCCGUGCUGCUCGUGAUGCUGUGUUAAGGAAUGCUGCAGAGGUGAUGCAGGGUCUGACUCCUGGCUCUUCACCAAGACGACGUCCUGGGAGUAGAAAGACUUCACUCAAUGAGCCUGAUGAGGAAUAUUCUUCAGAUCCAGUACGAGGUAUCUUGAAACGUGACGGUUGCGGAGGGUCACGAGAGGCCCAGCGAGACAGUCCUCGAUCUAUCCUCAAGCAUUCUUCAUGUGACUCUCGUCGUGCCUCCUUCUCUGAGUCUGAACACCCGAGGGGAAUACUGAAAUCUGACAGUCCAUUGCCUCCUUCUAUUGGCUCUCCAGAACAUGAUGCUAAGCUGCUCAGAGGAGUACUAAAGAAAGACUCUAGCUUAGAAGACUCCAAGGAAAUUAAGUCGAUACUAAAGCCUGAGUCUGAGUGCCUAGAACCAGACCAUUCAUCUGAUUCAUCCUCAGAUGAUGUGACCCUCACUACAGCCAACACACCACAAGGACCAGAGUGUGAUAUAGCUGAAUCCAUCCGGGACAUUGAUCCCAUCCGACACAAGGAUGAUACGCACAAGAGUGACACCCCACACAAGGUUGAUCCCUUCAAGACUGAGCAUCACCGGGCAGAUCUUGCAGACGCAUUAAGGCAAGUUGAACCAAUCAAAUCAAAGGAUGAUCUCGCUGAAGCUCUGAGACAGAUUGAACCAAUCCAUUCUAAGGAGCGAAGUAGAGAAAAGGAAGACAAAGGGAAGGACGAGACACAGAUAACCAGCGUCAGAGAAAUCUCUUCUUUCACUAAGGCGACAUCAAGUAUGGCAACCAUGGUGGUGACAGCAGCAAAUGUAUCAUCACCAUCUUCGGCAGCUACAACAAACUCUUCAUCAUCAACAUCUGAGAGUGAACACAAAGUGAUCAAGAAUGAAGCUGUCAUGAGACGAAGGACUGCCCAUUCAAGAAGAUAUGAUGAGAGGCGGAGUAUGGUGGAGUUGCGCAGCCUGGAGCAACAGGUUGGUGAUGGGGCCGUCGACGUCUCCGUCUUCCACCAUGACACCAGCGAGUCCUCUUCCUCCUCCUCUUCUGACUCCGCCGAAGGACUCCUAAGGACUUCCCGGACCGCCCACCAGAGGUCCUCCUACAUCAGCAGCACCGAGAUGGACGCCUCCCAGAUUCUACAGCAGUCGCCUCUCUUCAAGGGCAAGUCAUCGUCCUCAUCGUCUUCGUCUCCCGAGCAGACCAGGGUAGAGAGGACCGAGACGAGAAGCUCUUCCCCGGCCACUUCCACCAUCAACGCCAGGCUUGCAGCGCUACAGAAGAGUGGAGAAGAUGGCUGGAAGAACCGUGUUAAGAAAGAGAGCAAAGAUGUCAACUCCAAUGUCACACUCAGACCUAAGCCUGCAGGAAAUAUACGGGAAAGACCCGUUAGUCUCAUGGAAAGGAUGUCUGCUCUGGAGACAUCAUCACAGCAGUGGCGAGGUCGUAUCACACAUUCUGAUGCCACAAAGUUCACUGUGGCACAUAAGAUGGCUUCAUCAUCUACAUCAUCAGUCCCAUCGGUUGUCAGUGGGACUAGUCCACUCAUCACUGUGACCCCAGAACAACUGUCCACUCCCACAGGAAGUCCUCUUAUAGAGCGUAAAAAGAGGUCACCAUGCCAGAAAGUCUUCAAAAGCAAGACUGGAGGAAACCUUCCAUCACUGCUAAAUAAAUCUAGCCCAUUAACUCCACGAAAGGACUUCAGACGUAGUAUUUCCACACCAAAUGAUGGAGAAAAGAAAGGUGAAACCCCAGAAGGUACAAGUGUAUCUGUACCUCGGGCUGAUGAUGAAUCAUUUAAUGCCUUCUUUAGUCGCACCUCCUACGACCCAUCACAACUGCCAGAAAUUGAACUACCAACCUUAGAAGAUGCAGAUUUUGACCAUAUCUCUGAAACUGUAUCCCAGCUUAGACAGCUGGAGGAUGAUGACUUUGUGGUAAAGCGGCGCAGUGUACGUGUAACUCGUCGUCAAGUGGCAUCACGUAAUCCGCUGAAAGCUCUGGCUGCUCGUGAAGAUCUCAAGUCAGAAUACACUGAAGUCAAGAUGGGUGUUGGUGAAAGGGAGUUACGGAGGAUGAAGGUGGAAGAACUUUCCAAAGGCUCACCAAUGGCAGUUGAAGCACUAGCAGGAUUGGCCUCGAGGGAAAAUUUCUCGGCUGUUGCUCUAAAGAAAGUUGAAAGCACACCUGUAGUACGAGAAAUGGCUCCCUACACCUCCCUAAUGCUUCUGCAAGUCAAAGGCCGGCGUCAUGCUCAAACGCGAUUAGUUGAACCUAAAGUGACCAGUGUUAACCAGGGAGAUGACUUCAUCCUAAUAACACCCACAGAUGUAUAUCAUUACAAGGGUGAGUUUGCCAAUGUCAUUGAAAGAGCCAAAGCUGCUGAGAUUGCCCAGUACAUCUUGCAGAAGAAAGAUAUGGGCAUUACUUCAUCAAAAAAUCUUAUUGAACUUGAUGAAAAUUCUCCAAGUGGAAGAAAAUCAAAAUUCUGGAAGCUACUUGGUGGUGAUGAAACAAGUGAAGCUGUAUUAGGGGGCACACCUGAUGAGGAUGAAUAUGUGGAGGCUGCACUGGUGGCUGCCAACAAAAUCUAUGAGGUCCAGGACGACUCACUUGUGCCAAUUCCUGAUUCCUGGGGACAAAUGCCGAAAAUAGAACUUCUUUCAUCUGAUAAGGUUUUAGUGUUUGACUUUGGCCCCGAGUUGUACAUAUGGGCAGGUAAGCGUGCCUGUGGUGAUGAACGAAAAGUUGGAGUGGUAUUAGGUCGAGAAUUAUGGGAAGAACACUAUGAUUACUCUGAGUGUGACAUCAAUCCCAUUACACCUAUGACUCCAAUUUCAAAAGCAAAGAUGAAAGGUACUCGACCAGAAUGGGGCCUGUGUGCCAAGCUCACAGAAAAUGUUGAAACGAUUCUCUUCAAAGAAAAAUUUAUAGACUGGCCUGAUCUAGCACAGCAGUCAAGAAUUAAGGAGGUGAAAAAGGAGCUUGAUCGCCAUGUAGCUCCUGUUUGUGAACUACAACCCUGUGAUGCCAAAAUGAUGCUGGAAGAUUUGCCACUAGAACCUGACCUGGUGCUGGAAAUGAGCCACUUGGGUCGUGGGGUGGAAUACUACGAUGAGGAGGAGCGACGCCUCUUGAGCAUCUCAACGAAUGACUUCAAGGUCUGGCAUGUGUCAGAAUAUGGCAAAGUGCUAAUGGAUGUAACCUUGCAAAGGCACCUGUAUGCUGGUGAUACAUACGUUGUGCGCUGGUAUUACCUGGUCACAGCCACCGGCAGAACUCUAAAGGGCGAGCCAUCAAAGCACAAUGUAACGGGUAGAACGCGAGUUGCCUAUUUCUUCUGGCAGGGGCGAGAGAGCUCUGUGUCAGAUAAAGGUGUGUCUGCUCUUAUGACUGUAGAAUUAGAUGAAGAACGUGGCCCUCAUGUACGAGUCUCUAUGGGAUUGGAACCACCAGCUUUCCUUAACCUAUUUCAAGGAGGCCUUGUGGUACACCAGGGACGGCAGGAAGAUGACCACACACACAAACACUGGAAAUUAUUUAUAGUCAGAGGAGAGAAUGAAAAUGAAGGACAUUUAGUGGAGAUUGAAGUGAGUUCAACACACUUGAGGUCCCGAGGUUGCCUAAUAUUAGCCGAUAUACAAGCAGGUGUCAUCCACUUAUGGCAUGGUGCCAAGUCUUUGAAACACACACGCAAGGUUGCCAACGUGACAGCCCAGAAGCUCUCUGAAACCACAAAUGUUGAAAUGGGUUGGGAAGAGGAUACCACAAUAAAGAUCAAGGAACAGUUUGAGGGCGCUGAAUCUCGAGAUUUUUGGGAAGGUUUUGGUGGCUCAUCCUCCAAAAACAAACAUUUUUCACUCCUUGAAGACGACCAUUCAUAUGAUUUUACACCACGUAUAUGGCAUUUAGAACCUACCCAUGACUCAUUCCAAGCCACAGAGGUGAUCUGCAGCUACCGGGCCACAUCCUUACCAAACCCACUACCUGUCUUGCAGCUUGACCUGUACUCUGUACCACAGCCAGCACUAUUUAUGGUGGAUGGUGGUCACCAAGUGUGGGUGUGGCAAGGUUGGUGGCCUGAUGAGACUUCAGAAGGAGAGGACUUCAGUGCAACAGGUUCUGCUGUGUUACGCUUCAACUUUGCUCGCCGUGCUGGUUUACAAACAGCACUGAACUACUGCAAGACCAAGGCCAAAAGUCAAGCUAAGGCAUUGGCAGCAAGAAGUUAUAAAAAGAUCGAGGUCAAAGUUGAAGUGGUUGAACCUCAGCUUGUGGUUGCAGGGCUGGAGCCACUAGAAUUCACCAACACAUUUCCCACGUGGACACCUAGACCUGAUGUCACCGCCAUCCAAGAAAAGGAGGGACGGUGGAAACAAGACGGCCAAUACAUGGUGUCUGACAUCUUAGCCCAGCUCUCCCGUACUAGUUACUCCCUAGCUGAGCUAACCAUUAAGCCAUUACCUGAUGGUGUUGAUCCUCUCCAUCUUGAGGUCUACCUCAGUGAAGAGGAAUUUACAGAAGCUCUUGGCAUGAACCGUGAGGAAUUUUACUGCCUACAGAACUGGAAACAGACGGAAAUUAAGAAGAAAGCAAAGUUAUUCUAAUACAACUAGAUGAGCCAUAUUUAAAGCAGUCUAAAAUAUUGUUAUCAAGAGUGAAUCUCGUGUCAGGGGCAGUCAUUUAUGGAAUAAAAUGGGGAGGUUAUUGGUAAUAAUUGCCAUCAUUUCAUUAUAAAAAUUACAUAGUAAAUUUUUUAAAGUGAAGCUGAUUUAAAAAAAAAAAAGAAAUUGUACAUAAAUUUGUGUAAAGUAUAAUAUAAUCUCAAGCUUGGAAAUUUGUUUCCCUUUCGAACAGUUUUAAUAUGGUCCAGAGCUUUAACCUUUUUUAUGUAUAUAUGGUGUGAUACAAUGUGGUGAAUAUUUUACACUGACACGAUUGUGCUGCUCUUCCAUUUCAAUUAUAAUAUGUAUACUAAAAUUAAUGUCUGUAGUCUGGUGAACACAUUCAGCCUUCAGUUGUAAAUGAAAAAUUUAUUUUGCAUAAGGCUUGUGUGGCUAUAAGAGUCGGUGUCCAUGGGUGUUGAGGAAGAUUCACAUCCAUCCCAUCCCCUCUCCUUUCACCGAUGGCAACUGUUCUACGUGCCUUUUCACAUGCUAGCCUGCAUUUGUCUGCCAAAUCUUAGUGUCUUCUGCAUAUUGUAACUAAGGUGUCAAAGUUUUUUAUCUAUUUUUGGCACCCCCCUCCAGGUACCUCCAGGCAACAGUCACCUCCAGUAGUGGCCUGAGUUAUUCAAGCCAGCCUUACUAAGGACAUUCUGGUGUUGAUGGUAGUCCUGCAGACAUAAAGUAACACAGUCCUAGAUAGGGCCCAACUGCCCACUCAAGUGUUACUUGAGGUGAUGCCUGUGCCUUGCAAUUAUCUUGGUUCUCCUUUAUGAUUUUCACAUAUGACCGCUCUCCAGUAGUCAAACCAACGCGAGUCUAGUCCCAAUCCUGGUAAACGAGAUAUACGAGGUCACACAUCUGAAUUCUGAAUUUAUUAAACCUUCACUGAAUUAAUGACACUUUACCUGUUUACAAAAAAUUUACAGUUGCAAGCUAAUCCCUUGAAUGCUCUGCUGAAUUUAGAAUUCAGAUUUAGGUGAAAAAGUGUGGAACUUUCCUCUUCCUGUUGCUGUAAUAGUCAGAAAGAGGAGGUACGCAUGUAUGGAAUCCUGUGGCCUCUUUGCUUAAGGAGUUUGUACAUAAAAUGAUGCAUUUUGUAUCCUAUAUUAUGCUGACCUUUAUGGAUAUAUUAAAUCUCUUAUUGCUAUUGCAAAUGGUUAUACUAUAAUCAUGUAAAUAUGAAGAGCCUCUUUUGUAAUUUUGCUACUUUGUGACAUGUACAGACCAUUUCCCAUUUGGUGCCAGCAUGUUAAUUGUCCCUCUGGCACUAUUAAGCUUAUAGAUAUUUGUAAUGUUAGGUUAGUGAUUCUCAUGUGUGCAACUCUGCUUGGUUUUGUGAUAUCAUUCAUCCUAAAUGAAACCAAGUGAAGAGGUGUUGUUGUAUAAGUUCCACUAAAUUUUACAAUGGGGUUCAAUUGGCGGUUUUAGCUUUAUAUGCAA